Ylistrum balloti is the source of this 2658-nucleotide messenger RNA. RefSeq lists its product as uncharacterized. Bases 1 to 2658 code for a protein of 885 amino acids. The record is from RefSeq and is a predicted model, not a curated record. Gene Ontology annotation, molecular function: oxidoreductase activity. Lineage: Eukaryota; Metazoa; Mollusca; Bivalvia; Pectinida; Pectinidae. The transcript has 5 exons.
AUGCAAUAUUUGAGAUGGAUUCUACUGAUGGCACUCAUGACCAUCGUUCCGUGUGUAAUUGGACAACACUUCCGAAACCUUCAUUUGGAGCCAUGGUUUGCACAAUGUCUGCGCAAGUUUUAUAAAAGAUUUAACAAUGUAGAGAACUCUGUCGGACUAACUAUAAAACAGUACUGCACAAUGUCAGCAGAAUGGAAUAAUAUGCGAACUACUAAAAUAAGCAAAAGAUUUUUAGAUCGAAAUCCUCUAGCUCGAAGCUACUUAAAUAAGCUGGAGAGAAGAAUUGUGGAAAAGACACGCAAGGACAGAGUGAAGAGGCAGGUACUCGAUCAAAGAGUACGAAAGGAAUACCGCAUGAUGACAGAUGAAGAAAGGAACCGUUUCCAUAGGGCUGUUUAUAAAAUGAAAACGACAAUGGAAGGGGAAGUAACGAGAUAUGAAGCGUUCGCAGCUUAUCACUCUGGAGAUACCCAAUUUACAGCUCACGGGGGAUGCAACUUCCCUGGCUGGCACAGGAUUUACCUCCUCAUGUUUGAGGAGGCUCUAAACAUCGAAGAACCAGAAUUGGGAGGUAUUCCUUACUGGGAUUCUACGAUGGACUCUAACCUUGGUGCACUGGCACGUGAUUCCAUUAUGUGGACGGCAGAAUUUGCCGGAAACGGAAAUGGAACAGUAACGGAGGGAGUAUUUGGUGGACCUACGUCAGAAAACGAUCUUAUGCGUAAUGUAGGAAUGUCCGGGCAAUUGUUCACUGAAGAGGAUAUCAUAAAUAUAACAUCACGUGUGCGAUUUGGAGAAAUUUGUGGAAAUGCCGAACCAGAAUUUGAUAUAGAAUUUAAACAUGGCCCUAUACAUAUUUAUGUAGACGGACAAAUGGGGGUUAUACGUACUGCUGCAUUAGAUCCUGUGUUUUUUCUACAUCACGCAUUCGUAGACUUUAUAUGGGAAAUGUUUAGGGAAAACUCCGAGAGAAACGGUGUAGAUAUCGAAAACGACUACCCUGAGGAGUUUGGAGAUAUAUUUCAUGCUCCUGAUGUACGACUGGAUUUAGAUCCAUCUAUUUUUGUCGCGGACUGCUUACAAAAACGUUUUAGUGCUGGUUACCGUUAUGCACCACGGCCAACAUGUGAUACAUUAAGAUGGCAUUGUGGUAGCAAAUGGCUUAGAUGCAUUGAUCACCCAAGAUACGGUCCCAAAUGUGUUCCAAUUCUGAGAGGAGAGGAGCCGACAGAACCAACGACAACUACAACAACUACGUCUACUACAACCACCACAACUACAACCACCACUACUCCAGCUCCAACCACCACAACAACCACACCUACAACCACAACAACGAAACGUCCAGAUUGUCCAACCCUCCCGCCACCACCACCUCCUCAUCCACCUCGAAAACAUGGUUACGGCGUCGACGAUGGACUGGUUAUAAUACCAACACAGAAUACUUUUGGUGUCAAUGGAGACUAUGAUACCAGACAUUGGAUGUAUCUACCAGUUAGGAUAACUGUUAGGCGACCGAACGACUAUAAGGCAUAUCACUCGUAUCCAGUUAAAAACGGUAAAGUACAACACCAGAGUGAUGUAUACUCCCCACAGUCAGACCAAAAGAAGGUGUAUAACUACGUAAAACCAGGACAGCCAAAACGUUACGAAAACUGUCAAACAUCCAAAAGCGGAGCUGGAGUAGUCUAUGUUCAAACUGAUGGCAUCAACUACGAGGGCAAAUACACCGAGUAUGCAGUUGUUGACAAUCGACUGGCUAUUUCAGUAGCAUUAGCCUAUGUAGCAGUGAAAGAUCCCGGGAGAGGCAUCAGUGAAGUUCUAUUUACGGCCUAUGAUAAUUGUGGCAGAGUUUGCCAUCCUUCCUGUUUGAAUCUGAUUACGAGGAAAUAUGAACGGUGCACCGGUGCCAUGCGAAUCACCAACCCAAAAGAGUACAUGUACACCAACAGCAGCAGUUACGGAGAAUCGGUGGAGAAGGUUUGGGAAUUUGGCAAUGAUUGCCCUCAGUUUAAAACUGAUAAUAUCCACGUCUCCUUCUUCUGUGACUAUAGUCAGAGAUGGCCUUGGCCGGAUGCGCUGAAACAGAAAGACAUACAAAUGCAAGUUCCUGCUAGUAUGAAAAGGUCUCCAAAAAAUACCGCCCUUCAAUCAUCAAAGCCAGCGCAAUUUAGUGCUCCUUCAUUAAAAAUUUGUAAACCGAAGGUUAGCUCUUUCCAGUCUUGCCCAAUAAGGAGAGAACAGUGUAAUGCACGUUGUAUAAAUGGAGAAAGAUUCGCAUGUACCAAUAAAUGCCACGUGUUCUCAGAGUGCCAGGGGAAUAGUAUUUAUGUCGUCCGCUGUCCAAGAUAUCAAAACUUCAAUCCUGAAACCAAAGCGUGUGACAGUCAUUACAAGUGUCCCGUGCUCCCACCAAAGCGGCCCCAAGGGACCUCCAGAAACCGUUUCCUCGAACUGGCACGACUCAGACGUCUUCGCUACCGUCAGCAAAUGGCUAGAAACUCCGGACAUUUAGACCCUGAGCCACACACAGCCCAAACUCAUAGUGAUCCACACCCUGGAAACGGUCACGGUACUCCUAUGUCUAGCGCGCACACACGUAACAGCCAUGUUACGAGAGACUGGCGAUCCAGAAGACAGUGGCGAAGAAGUGGUUAA